Vigna radiata var. radiata (mung bean) is the source of this 3633-nucleotide messenger RNA. RefSeq lists its product as uncharacterized. NCBI's taxonomy places the organism in Eukaryota, Viridiplantae, Streptophyta, Magnoliopsida, Fabales, Fabaceae. The record is from RefSeq and is a predicted model, not a curated record. Bases 396 to 2402 code for a protein of 668 amino acids. Gene Ontology annotation, biological process: meristem development; meristem maintenance. The transcript has a single exon.
UAUUUAUUUAUUUAUUUUGGAGAUGUUUUUUCUUUCUCUUUGACUCACUGAAAAGAGAGAGUUUUGCUGGGAGUUUUCCUCUUGAGGGAAUGUUGAUGGCUGAAGUUGCGCACAACACAGCAACUACACAGCAACUACAUGAGCCAUUUUCUUGGUCUAGACAGAUAGUAACCACUUUUGUUUAUCUGGGAAUGAUCAUAUGAGAGUGUUACCCUUACUGGCACUACUCCUCCCAAAAGGGGACUAGGCGGGCUAUAAGGUAAAUAACUAGAAGAAGAUAGUGACAGGAAACUGAACUUCCUUAAUCCCAGCUUCGCCAAAAGCACCUCACGGUCCUGCGCCUCGAAGCUUCCUUUCUUAACUGGACGAAUAGGAGAGUCAGAAGGGUUUGGCUGAUGGAUAGAACCAACAUGGAUGAAUCAUUGUCGAGCAUCAUGGAGGUGAGGGAAGAUUUCAUGGUUUCACCUGAUGGUGAGAGUGAACCAACUUUGAGAUCUGCCUAUUUUCUGAAACCCCUUGCAAAGUCCCUUGAAGGAUCAGUUUCUGAGAUCCUUUCAACUUCUAUCAAUAUCACAGUACCACCUGCUUUUGAACCAAAGAAGUGGCCUUUGGUUGUCCAUUUCAGCUGCUGGCGCUCCAGAAACCGGAAAUGGGUUGAAUGGGUGGAUGCCCUUCGAGAGAGGUAUGAAUCAGUGUGGAAGAAAGUCGGUAUCUUUGAAGCAAUCAUGAGUACCAAGUGUUCCCUGGUGAAAGAUCGGAACUUGUGUAUUGGGGUUGCUGAGAAAUGGUGUCCUCAGACAAAUACCAUUUUAUUUCCAUGGGGUGAGGCAACAAUCACCUUGGAGGACGUUAUGGUGUUAGGGGGUUACCCUGUUGUUGGUGAUCCUAUCUUCACCACACUUCAAAACCAGGAAAUGAUACAAGUGCAGGAAAAACUGAUUCUUGCAAGAAAGGAACCUUGGAAGAGGAAUAAAGGUAAGCCUUCCUUAUCAGCAUGGAUGGAUAUUUUUCGCAAUAGUGGUAGUGAAAUAGAGCAUGAAGCAUUCCUAGCAACUUGGUUGACAAUGGUUGGUUUUUCCCCCAAUGACUUCGUUAAUCAACUUGCUUUCCCUAUUGCCAUUCAUCUUGCUAGAGGGAACCCCAUUGCUUUGGGACCAACAAUUUUGGCCAGCAUAUAUCAGGAUUUGUCUUUGUUAAAGGAAACAGUAGUUGGUUUGACAAAAAAACUAAUACUUGGUGAUAACUUGGAAUUGGAGGUAACACUUCGUUCUCCCUUUUACUUGGUGCAAAUUUGGGCGUGGGAGAGGUUCAAGAAUUUCCAACCACAGCCGAGGGUGAUCAACCCUGAAAACCCUUGGUUGUAUAGGUGGCACAAGGUUAAGGCCUUGAAUAUUGACAAUGCGAGAUUGGCACUAGACUCAGGUAUGGAGCAUUUUCGAUGGCGCCCUUAUGUUCAAUAUGCUGAUAGGUUCAAUGUGUUUUAUCCAGAAAAUGAAACGUUGGUACCAUUAGACACGGAUUUGGAUAAAAAACUAGUCCCUUUUGUUACAUGCUUGAAAGUUUCUGUGCUUGUUGGAGUUAAAUAUACUAUACAGAAAUACAUGCCUCACAGAGUUGCUAUGCAAUUUGGAAUGGAUCAAGAUAUUCCAGGUUGUGUGCCUGAAUUUAAUGGGAGUAAAGAGUUUGCUUGGAGAAAUUACUGCAGGCCAAUAUCUAACGGUAAGUUGUAUUUUCCUGCUAGGCUUUUUGAGGGAGAUGUUACCACAAGUUAUGCAAGGUGGUGGAAGCAAUCAGUGCUACCGAAUCAACAUGAUUUUGCUAAGAAUAUUGUGCAGCGAAAGAGAAGUCUAAGGUCACGUCGUCUUAAAUAUGGUAAUGAUGCUGAUGUUCCUCCCGGUUUUCCUCCCAAACUUGGUGGCACUGUGUAUUCUGGAAAAUCCAAUGAUGAUGCGUCAAAUGCUAGGAAACAUAACAGUGAUGCUAAUGUGCCUUCUGAUUUUCUUUUUAAACGCUUGAAAACUGUUCCUUCUGGAAAUUCUGCUCAAGAUGGUUUCAAAGAUAGUGAAAAUAUUGAUGCUGAAGUUCCAGCAAGAUAUAAAAAUUUGUCCAACCAGAGUUCUUCAGCCUCUACUGCAGAUUACGAAAAUGUUAAAAGGAUGUCACCACAGGCAAAACUGGUUGGGAAAAAUACUGUUAACCCAUUGAUUUUGAAGGAAGAUGUUGAAGAUGCAAAUGUGAUCAAAGAAGCAAGGCUGUCUAUUGAGAAAGUAAGCCAAUAUGGGGCUCAAGGUGAAAUCUAUGAUUGUGCAUCAGGAAUGAAUAUAAUAGAUCUUCAACAGAGAAUCAAAAAACUAGAUACAGUGAUUGAAAAAUUAAAGAUAGUAAAAUUUGGCCACUCUUGAAAAAUUAUUAGCUUAUCAAACCAAAAACCUUACUUCUUGUUGACAUGUAUUUCCUUUUAUAUAUACUUGCAGAAUUACGUGACAUGAAUGUUCAGAAAAGCAAGCUUAACAUGAUACUGUAGAAUUUAGUUAGCACUGGUACAUUGUCCUAGACAGAUUUCACAGCAUUAUACUGAUUGUCCUAGAAUGUAUAAGAUGGGUAGUAAUUUGAGUAACUGUACUGAUUGCAUGGUUGAAUGUUCAUUAUAUAUCACAAUGCACUCUACUGUUAUAUCUCUGUCCAGACCAAAACUGGUGUAUGAGAUGAGUGUUUUCCAUGUGGAAAUUUAUCAACUUUUGUAUGAUAUAGUAUCGGUUCAUUUAGACGAAUUUUUUUACAAGAUCCCAACUUUUGUAUGAUAUAGUAUCGGUUCUAUAGAAUUUUUAUCUUUUUAUUUUAGUUUAAAUAAUUUUAAUCUAUAAAGUGACUAAUUUUAAUGUUUUUCUUUUAUAUUCUUACGGAGUUGUUGUUCGAAAGCCAACUUGAAUAACUUUUAGACGUGUUUAAUUUAUAGCUUUAGAAAUAUCUAUGGUAAGGAUGACAAGUAUUAACCAAGUCUAAUUAGAGAACUUGAUGUGGAUAUGGACAAAUUCUUCAAGAAACUCUGCUCUAAAAAUAGAACAUUGUCAUCUUGUCAGUCAUUGUUUCUAUAGAAAACCACUAAGAGAGUUAUACUAUUUGUAUAGAUUAAAAAUAUUUGUACCUGUAAUCUGAAUAUUAUAAUAAACUAAAUGAGUAUGGAAAAUUUCUUUAUAAUUCAACCAAAUGAAGCAUACACUGAAAAAGGACAGAUUUCUUAAAUAUCAUGCUGGGACAAGUUUCUCACCUUAUUUAACACCUUUAGCAAUCUAUUUCAGAUCAAUUACCAUUAAAAGAUAAUGUGUUCUUUAAAUCAAAUGCUCCUUCGUAUAUAUAAAUACUGACAGAAAUUGGCAAAAUUAAAAACUCAGAAAAUACUACAAUCUUGAUCAUCCCUAUACAAUAUAUAUCAACCACAUCAACUCACUGCUAGUUAAGGCCUUCUUUUCCGUGUUGACUGAAGAUAAAAAAAAUAGACCCAGAAAUUUACAUUUCUGAAACUUUGAAACAACCAUCAAAUUAACAAAGGUCAGUAAAAUAAGCAUGAAUAAUAUUUUUUCAUAAACAAGACAGAACUAUUCAUUACAUUAUUGAAUAUUUUUUACAAUUGUU